Messenger RNA from Myxocyprinus asiaticus (Chinese sucker), 1961 nucleotides. It is a transcript of the gene pdhx, whose product is annotated as pyruvate dehydrogenase complex component X. Gene Ontology annotation, biological process: pyruvate decarboxylation to acetyl-CoA. NCBI's taxonomy places the organism in Eukaryota, Metazoa, Chordata, Actinopteri, Cypriniformes, Catostomidae. The transcript is spliced from 11 exons. Gene Ontology annotation, molecular function: acyltransferase activity. Gene Ontology annotation, cellular component: pyruvate dehydrogenase complex; mitochondrion. Bases 22 to 1521 code for a protein of 499 amino acids. The record is from RefSeq and is a predicted model, not a curated record.
UCCCAUCGCGAGUGGAAGGACAUGAUGGCGGCUUCCAUGCGACUCGGGCAGCAAGGCGUUUUCAUCGCUCUUAGAUUAAUAAAACAAAAUAAGUUGAUUACACAGAAUAAAUUAAUAACGCAGAAUAAAUGUCAGUGGACCUCGAGCUGGAAUGGAAGUGGGUUGAGACACUUAUUUCAGUCGCCGUCAGUGUAUGGUGUGGCUCCUCAGAAUGUUCUGAUGCCAGCACUGUCACCCACAAUGGAGGAGGGAAACAUCAUUAAAUGGCUCAAGAAAGAAGGUGAUGAUGUUGCCGCUGGUGAUGCUCUCUGUGAGAUAGAGACGGAUAAAGCAGUGGUCGUCAUGGAGUCCAAUGAUGAUGGCGUCCUCGCCAAAAUACUUGUGCAGGAGGGCAGCCGUGGGGUGCGUUUGGGAACACUCAUCGCCCUGAUGGUCGGUGAAAGUGAAGACUGGAAGCAGGUGGAGAUCCCGGCCUUUGAGCUAGCCCCAGCCACUGCAGCCCCACCCACUGCUGCUGACCCUGCCCCUCCUGUUGCCCCAAUACCUCCACAUGCAACUGCGGCUCUCAAACCGUUGCGGUUGAGUCCUGCUGCGAGACACAUUUUGGACACGCAUGGUUUGGAUCCUCAUUUGGCAAAAGCCACAGGCCCAAGAGGACUCAUAACUAAAGAAGAUGCUCUGAAUCUGUUGAAUAAGGCUGAUAAAGGUCGAUCAGCACCACCUGCUGCAGUCACAGCUGCUCCGCAUUCACCUGCUGCCCCGACCACUGGCCGCCCCACUUACCCACCCAUGUCUGUACCAGGAAAACCUGGAGCUCCGGGCACGUUCAUAGAGAUCCCGGCCUCUAACGUGAGGAGAGUGAUUGCUCAAAGACUGACACAGUCUAAGAGCACCAUCCCUCACGCAUACGCUUCAGUGGACUGUGACCUCGCAACUGUCAUGAAGAUGCGCAAAGAACUGGCCAAAGAGAACGUCAAGGUUUCAGUCAAUGAUUUCAUCAUCAAAGCUGCCGCUGUCACACUCAGGGAAAUGCCAGAGGUGAAUGUGACGUGGUCUGCCAAGGGUCCACAGGCUCUUGACUCCAUCCACAUCUCUAUCGCCGUGGCAACAGAGCGCGGCCUCAUCACGCCCAUCAUCAAAAAUGCUGCUAACAAAGGCCUGCAGGAGAUCGCUGCCACCGCAAAGGCACUAGCACAGAAAGCACGAGAUGGCAAACUGUUACCAGAAGACUAUCAGGGAGGUUCAUUCAGUAUCUCAAACCUGGGGAUGUUUGGAAUCAGUGGAUUCAGUGCAGUGAUAAAUCCUCCUCAAGCGUGCAUCUUAGCGGUGGGGAGCACCAGGGCAGAACUGAGGUUGGCACCCCAGAACCUGGAUGGCUCGGACCCUGUUCUUUGCACUCAACAGCUAAUGACUGUGACCUUGUCUAGUGAUGGACGUCUAGUGGAUGACGAACUUGCUUCACGCUUUCUGGAAAAAUUUCGCUCAAACCUGGAGCAGCCUCAGCGUGCAAGUCUGGCAUAAAUAGGAAUACAGUAGCAGAAAGAAUGUUGGGAUUGAAUACGCAAUGGUAUUGUGGGGCUUCUCUUCUAGAUCACCCGAGUAAAAUGUUGCUAUUUAUUUGUUUUGAUGUACAUAGAUAUCAGAUUGUCAGUUCCAAACUCUAGGUCAGUGGAUAACUUUGUUUGUAGUUCCAUUAAAAGAAUGGAAAGUUAUCAUUAUAUUUAGAUGUUGUUUCUUCAAUAUUGGGGCAAUAUUGUUUGGUGAAUGGAAUCCUCUGGUAAAUAACUUCACUGUUUAAGCACUUUUAAAAUAAAAAUAUCUAUCAACUUCCACAAGUAUAAGCAGAUAUAUCCACAGCCAUCAGAUUAUGCUGUAGGAAACUGCUGUUUCCUUUACCAAAUAAUCCAAUAAAUUAAUGUGUUCUGCUGUACUGAUUUUUAAAAAAAUGUUUUUCCCCUUCA